Messenger RNA from Corticium candelabrum, 2558 nucleotides. RefSeq names its product activated CDC42 kinase 1-like. The coding region runs from base 62 to 2365 and encodes 767 amino acids. Lineage: Eukaryota; Metazoa; Porifera; Homoscleromorpha; Homosclerophorida; Plakinidae. Gene Ontology annotation, biological process: protein phosphorylation. The transcript has 9 exons. Gene Ontology annotation, molecular function: ATP binding; protein binding; protein tyrosine kinase activity. The record is from RefSeq and is a predicted model, not a curated record.
AUGAGAGCGCGCUUUCAAACACACCUACGGGACUUUACCAAAGGACCCGGAUGCUAGUAGAAUGGAUAAGGAAAUGACGUUACAAGAAUUUCUCGCUACGCCUGACGUUGAUUUGGGCGCAUUUCAGGCUAAGCUGAUAGGUAUUGGAGUGAAGAGAGUGCAACACCUAGAAGAUGCAGGAGACGAAGAUUUGGUUGGAAUUGGCCUGACGAGCAUCGAACUGCGCAGACUCAAAAGAUCUUAUGAAAAAUACAAAAAGGGAACGAAAAAGAAGAAAGACGGACCUAAAAAGAUAUUUUCCAAAGUGUUUGGAAAGAGUAAGAAGAAAGAUUCAAAAUCAGAUUUGAAAGAGGGACAGUUUGCUGAGGAGGAAGAACAUUUUGUUGACAUGGGGAGGGGGCAGCGUUACUCAUAUCCUAGGGAUAAAGCAGAUGCUCAUUUGCUCCCUUUGAGAACCAGCAAACAAAAUAUCACAACUGUGUGCCUUAUUGCAAUGGAUGAACUUGACAUUGCUGAGGAAAUUGGGAAGGGGGAGUUUGGAAGAGUGAACCGUGGAGUUUGGAGAAAGCAAGAUAUGGAGAUUCCUGUUGCUGUAAAAUGUUUGGAUGAGAGACGAAGCAAACAAGAGCAAGAUGCGUUUAUGAAGGAGGCAAAUGUGAUGCACCAGAUUCAGCAUGACAAUAUUAUUCGCCUUUAUGGCAUUGUGCUCUCUGAACCAUACAGACUGGUGACCGAGCUGGCACCUCUUGGUUGUCUAGUUGAUUUUCUGAGAGCUGUUCCUCGUAAAGUGUAUAUCUAUCAGCUGUGUGAAUUCUCAUGUCAGAUUGCAUGUGGCAUGGCUUAUCUUGAAGAAAAGAAGUACAUUCAUCGUGAUCUUGCAGCAAGGAACAUUCUGUUGACAAGCGAGGAUCAGGUGAAAAUUAGUGAUUUUGGGUUAACACGAGCAGCCAAUCAAGGUGAACAUACGUAUCUCAUGUCAAGAAAUUGUGUUCUUCCUAUUGCCUGGACUGCGCCUGAAGCACUGGACAAAAAAGAAUUUACAACAGCUUCAGAUGUCUGGAGUUUUGGGAUUACCUUGUGGGAAAUGUUUUCAUAUGGCGCUGAGCCAUAUGAUGAGAUGUCACCAGUACAGGUCUUCCGGUUUGUUCGACAGCCGAGCAAUGGUCGGUUGCAAAAGCCAAAUGAUUGCCCUUCUAAGGUAUGGCAGAUUGUCAGGAGAUGCUGGGAAGCCAAUCCUAUUGACAGACCCACUUUUCCACACAUUGAACGUCAUCUGAAAGCAUGCAUGCCCAUCAAAAUGCAAGUCAAACAGAGUUACAAUGGAAAAGCUGCAGGAGCAGAGAGAUUAUCAGUCUGGAAGAAUGAAAUAGUAACUGUGAUAGAGGAGGAUUCUUCUUGUUACUUUGGCCAGAACCAAGCAUUUGAAGUUGGUAUAUUUCCUAAAGAUUGUGUAGUCCAUCUAGGUGACACAACACAGGAAACAGCUGCAACCAUUGCUAACGAGAUACCCUUAGAUUCACAGCUGAAAAAGUUGUCUGUGACAUCACCAGAUAUUGGUCAGAAACCAUACAUGAGUAUGAGACCUGGUAGACAGCUUUGCACUCCAGAAGAAGAGUAUGUCCCAAUGAAACGUCAGAAUCCACAAACUUUUGACUCUCAUGACCACCAGGCUGAAGAAAGGGCAAUGAGAUUAGCUUUGGGUGAAAAUGUACCAGUAGAGCCGCCUCCAUUUCAACCAAUGGGGCAGGCUCGUCGCAUCCAAGUGCACCCAACCGAAAUUACUCAUCAACCUCAAGCAAGUCAUGUUCCACCAUUUACUGAUUUUUCACAGCAGCAUCAAGUUGCGUUGCUUGGAGAUACACUGAGCCAGCGAGUCUACCCAGCCGUGCCUACCAGAAGUCAAAUUGUACCUCAUCGUCCUGAAACAGAACAAUCGCAGAUUGCUAGACAUCCAGAGUUUGACUUGUACACAGAGAAUGGUGGCUAUGAGUGUGAUCGGACAAUGAACAAUCAGCCAGGGCAGCAUUCUCAUGCUCCUUCAUUAGACCACGACCACCACCCACAUCCUUUUGUGCAACUCCCAAAGGACAUUUCAUACAAUAGAGAAGAAUUAACAUCGCAAGAGAGGUCAAUUCUUAUGGAGAGACUUCGGAUUAAGUUGCCUGACGUUCAAGAUUCAGACAUCGAAUCCAAAUUGGUUGAAUGCAACUGGAAUGUUGAAGAGGCAUUUCAAAACGUUAGAGUCAUUCAGAUGCUUGAUCUUGGACUAGAGGGGAGCACUUAUGAGAAAUGUCAUCGUGCAUUGGAACAUUGCCAGUGGAAAAUUGAUCGAGCAGCUACCUGGCUCAUGGACUCUACCAUCUAACUGUACAAGCCAUGGUUAUACAACAUGGUGUUUAUAGUUAUAAUCAUAAGCUUGCAUUUUUACUUCUUGUUUGCUGCACCAGUUGGUUGUGUGAAUUUUGUAUGUAGACCUGUGCCAUGUGACACUUCCAUAGUGUUUAUAUCGGCUUGUCAUUAAUUAAAAACAAUUUCAACAUAAAAGAACAUGUACAACA